Oncorhynchus masou masou (cherry salmon) is the source of this 5355-nucleotide messenger RNA. RefSeq names its product SH3 and multiple ankyrin repeat domains protein 3-like. Gene Ontology annotation, molecular function: ionotropic glutamate receptor binding; synaptic receptor adaptor activity. The coding region runs from base 1 to 3708 and encodes 1235 amino acids. NCBI's taxonomy places the organism in Eukaryota, Metazoa, Chordata, Actinopteri, Salmoniformes, Salmonidae. Gene Ontology annotation, cellular component: postsynaptic density; postsynaptic membrane; dendritic spine. The transcript has 8 exons. The record is from RefSeq and is a predicted model, not a curated record.
AUGGGCGCCUUCCGAGCCAACCGGGGCAAGGAAACCUCCCGAGCCAGCUCGGGCAGGGAAGCCCGACGAGCUGCCUGGGCACCCCCGGUUCCAUCGGCGGUGAUCCAGAACCGAAGUCACCACCAACCGGAACGCCAGUACUCCCCAAUGCUUCAUGUGAUGGCUUCGGGAUUCUCUCCCCCGCCACCCAAGAGAGCCCCCAGUACCACUUUGACACUGCGCUCCAAGUCUAUGACCGCCGAACUGGAGGAACUGGCUUCCGUCCGGAGGAGGAGAGGAGAAAGGCUAGAUGAGAUGCUAGCGCCUCAGGAGCCUGUGACAUUACGUUCCCAGCCCACAGAGGCCGACUACAGAGCUGCUACUGUCAAACAGAGACCUACCGGCAGGAGAAUCACUCAAUCAGAGAUCAGUUCGUUGUUUGAGAGGCAGGGCAUGGCAUUACAUGGUGGGCUCCACCCAAGGAUGGAGAGGGCUCAUAUGCAGCUGCCUAGAGGGAUGUCCAGGACCAAGUCAUUCGGUGCGACUGAGGAGGACCGUCUGUCGGUUUUGGCUGGAGAACACCGUUUCCCCCGGAGCUCCUCAAUGACGGACAGCCUCAGAGACCACUCCCACUCCCAUUCUAUCCCGCCUCCUCCCCAGACCGCACCUCCUCCUCCCCCUUCCCUCUACUACCUGGACACUGGCCCUCCUCCUGCUUUCUGCCCCCCUCCUCCUCCUGCCAGGGGUCAUGGUCAGGGUCAUGACCCUGGAGGUCGUUCCAGCUUCAAGCCCUCCUCCCUGGACCUGGACCGGCCCUACGACCCAUCACCCCGCCUUUCCUCCCACGCCGAACGCCAGAAGAAGGCAAGGUCAAUGAUUAUUCUACAAGAUUCCUCCCACUUACCCGUGGAGCCCACCGAAAUUCCCCGCCCCUCCGCAUCCGCUACACCACCAGAGCGAAUCAAACGGAAAGGCCGGUUGAUUGACAACCCGUACGCCAAUGUUGGCCAGUUUAGUAUUGGAUUGUACACACCCACCAAGCCCCAGCGCAAGAAGAGCCCUCUGGUGAAACAGCUACAGGUGGAGGACGCACAGGAGAGAGCCAGCAUCGCCUUGGCCGCUGCCCACUCCCGAGAGCCCUCCCCCUCAGGUCGACACCCACACACCCACGGCCACACACACACCAGCCGGGCCGACUACUACCAGCAGCAGCUGAUGGUGGAGCGCGAGCGUAUGCGUCUCCAGGGAGAGGCCCUGCUACAGGGGAAAGGGCCGUUCGCUGCCGCUAUAGCCGGCGCUGUGAAGGACCGAGAGCGCCGUCUAGAGGAACGGAGGAAAUCCACAGUCUUCCAGUCGGUGGGGACCAUGGAGGGGGGGUCGGGGUCUGCCCCUGAGCCUCCCUCCUACACCACAUCUCGAUCCAUCGAUGAGCGCCUGCUCAGCAGAGAACUAGGCCAGCUGCCACCCCCCGCCCUGGCCCUGCGCCCCUCACCUGGCGGCACUACCUUCAUCCACCCACUCACAGGGAAGCCCCUGGACCCUAACUCACCCCUUGCUCUUGCGCUGGCCGCAAGGGAGCGGGCACUUACCUCCCAGAGCCAGUCCCCCGCCAGCAGCCCUGAGCCCAGGACUAAAAAGGACAGAGCUGGUGUUGGAGGUCAGGGGGCUUCACUUUUCAUCGAAAGCCAGACCAAAGAGCCUCAGCAUGGGGGCGGGAGGCCGGGGUCGCCCCAGGCUGGUAAAUCCCAGUGGGGAGUGUCAUCACCCGCCUUGCUUCGCCAGGAGAUGGAGGGAAGAGGGGAAGAGAGGAAGGAGGAGAGGAGAACGGGAGAUAAGAAGAGUAUGUUGAUCAGUAUCAUGGACACAUCACAACAGAAGACAGCUGGACUAAUCAUGGUCCAUGCCACCAGUAACGGCCAGGCGGUGGGGCUGGGACCAGGGCUGGAGCAAACCCCCACCUCCCUAGCCACCGAGCCCAGUAAACCCUCCCUCAGUCGGGCUCUGUCGCCCAGCCCCUCUGCCUCUCAGCCCCAGGCCCAGGGCCCUUCCAGCCCAGCCCAGGCUCCCCUGGCCCAGGGCAGUUCAGAGGAAGAUGUGGAGCCCUACACAGUGAGCCUACCUCCAGCCAUGCUGUCCUCCAGUGAUGAAGAGACCAGAGAGGAGCUGAAGAAGAUCGGGGUGCUCCCACCUCCGGAUGAGUUUUCCAACGGGUUGUUGGCCAAUUCACAAGCCCAAGCCCAAGGGACCCCUGUACCCCAGUCUAAAUCCAUCAUUUCCCCUACAACUCUCCUCACCCCUUCCACCACCACCCCAAACCCCAGCCUGACCCCCACCCAACACCAGGUGCCUCCCCUCCAGCCUACCCCCGGAGGAGCAGUCGUCUCAGGGAAACCUUCAUACCCGGACCAGCCCCAUCCUCCAGCCCUGCUGGCUGAGUCUGGUUCAGCAGCAGACUCUGGUGUGGAGGAGGCAGACACACGCAGCUCCAGUGAGAGAGAGCGAGACCACCACCUGGAGACCACUAGCACUGUGUCCACCGUCUCCAGCAUGUCCACUCUGUCCUCAGAGAGUGGCGAACCCGCUGACACACACACCUCCUAUGCUGACGGGCAGACCUUCGUGCUCGACAAGCCGCCAGUGCCUCCCAAGCCCCGGCUCAAGUCCCACUUUGGAGGCAGUAAAGGCCCGGUCACCUUCAGAGAUCCGCUGCUGAAGCAGAGCUCUGACAGCGAGCUGUUAUCCCAGCAGCAGGCGGCUGCUCUAGCUGCAGCAGCAGCCGGAGGGGCAGGGCUGGGGCAUGGAGGCCUGGGUUCUGGAGGCCUGGGGCAUGGAGGCCUGGGUUCUGGAGGCCUAGGGUCAGGCUCUAUAUCUGGCCUGGUGGGAGGCCCCGGGAGGCCCCGCUACCUCUUCCAGAGGAGGUCCAAGCUGUGGGGGGACCAGAUGGAGGCGCGAGGACCCGGAGUGGGGUUAGGGAUGGGGAGUCUGGGGAGUCUAGGGGGGUUGGGGUUGGGGCUGGGGGGUGAGGAGGGGGGGAAACCAUCGGUGAUGGGGGAGCUAAGUUCCAGAUUGCAGCAGCUGAAUAAGGAUACCCGGUCACUGGGGGAGGAGGAGCCACUGGGGUCAUCGCUGGACCCUGGGAGGAAGUCCCCUGUGACAGGCGCCAGACUUUUCAGCAGUCUAGGAGAGCUCCACACCAUUUCCCAGAGAAGCUACGGCACCACCUACACCAUCCGGCCUGGCAGCCGCUUUCCCGUUACACGCCGCACUCCAAGCCCUGGCUCGGGCUCCCCGGAUCGGGGUGACCCCCUCAGUCGACUCCCAGGCUUCGGCCUACCCACCUCACCCACCAUGCCGCACCACACCAUCCUCAAGUCGUCCAGCCUCAGCCUGCACCAUGAGCCCAAAGAGGUACGUUUCGUUAUGAGGAGCUCCAGCGCCCGGUCCCGCUCCCCCUCCCCGUCCCCUUGUCACUCCCCCGGGCUGGGCUCGCCCCUCCUGGCCCUCAGGCCCUUCCACCAGAAGCCCCUCCACCUGUGGAACAAGUAUGACGUUGGAGACUGGCUGGAGAGCAUCAACCUGGGGGAGCACAGGGCCGGCUUUCAGGAGCACGAGAUCGAGGGCUCGCACCUCCCGGCACUCACCAAGGACGACUUCGCUGAGCUGGGGGUGACGCGCGUGGGACACCGCAUGAACAUCGAACGAGCACUUAAACAACUGCUGGAGAGCUGACCCCUGCUAUGAGAGAGAGAGGGGGAUAGAGAGGGAGAGAAAGAAAAGGAGAUGGAGAGAGAUAGAUGGGGAGAGGGAGAUGGGGAGAGAGAGAGAGAGAGAGAGAGAGAGCGAGAGAGAGCAAGAGAGAGAGAGAGAGCAAGAGAGAGGGAGGGAGAUGGAGAGUGAGAGAAAGAAAGGGAGAUGGAGUGACAGAGGGAGAUGGGGAGAGAGAGAGAGAGAGAGAGAGAGAGAGAGAGAGAGAGAGAGAGAGAGGGGGAGAUGGAGAGAGAGACAGAAACAGAGAGAAAACAAGAGAGAGCUUUUAAACUAGCUCCAUUUUUAGGUGGUUUUCAUAUUAGGUGCAGCUAGUUUUCAUUUUUAGGUGAAUUUGUUUUCAUUUGGAUGUUUCUGAAAGUGUACGUUUUGUAUUAAUACUGUGCUCUCAGCACUGCACUGAAUGAGUAGGUGUUCUAUAUAUAUUUUCCCUAACCCUACCACCCCUUCCCAAAUUGGAGUAAACUAAUGAAAUAUAUUUUCCUUCUUUAUUAAAUUCCCCUAAGCCUACCACCCCUGCCCUAAUUGGAGUAAACUAAUAGAUAACAAUACUUAGACUUCUACUUCGAAGAAAUUCUUUGCAGGAGCGAAUCUUGCAUGAGCUCCUAUUAGAACAUUUAUUUGUAACAGCUUCUGUUGUUGCUCCUCUAGUCACACUUUUAACCUCUCCGACAGACCAUUCCUUCUUUGUACAUCUCCUUCUCUUCCUCCCUCCAUCCGUUCCCUCUAUCUCUUUGCCUGCUGUUUUUUUGGCCUCUGAAGGAUUCCCCGUUUGCAUGAAGAAGGAGGAGGAUGAAUCUCUAACCAUAAGGAAAGUUCAGAGAUCCGCUCAGCGACAGCGAACACAGGAGUAAAGACACAGUACUGAUCUAGAACUAACAUAAUGUUGACAUACUGACAGUACUGACAUGGGCCUCUUUCCUCUCUGCCUGGCAUUGUAAUUAAACUAGAGACACUUGAGCCCAGAGACGGAGCUCCGCGUUGGAGACCACAUAGGGAAAACUCCUCCAUCCUGGGACCUUCUCGAGGACUGACAGCGCUAUCUAUUAUAUUUGGAGAAUGUUUAACCAACACUAGUGGCUUUUUUUCAUAAUCAAAACAUUUUGCUUUGGGUUUCCAAAGGGAAUAUUAUAGAUAAAUAUGAUAUAAAUGUAUUUAAAUAGUUUUGAGGGGGGAAAAAACGACAGAAUGUUAAAAUGAAGAUAUGUAAUAAACUAAAGAGCAUCUGACUCCUACUUCUAGACAAAGGACAGAGAGAAAACUUUAACAUUUAUUGCACCAAUAAUUUACUUGUUUUUACCAAUUAUAUAAAUAUAUAUAUUUGAAAAAAAGUUCAUAGAUAUAUACAAAUGACAUUUUGUCAUAAAAUAUACAACUUUAGUAAAACUAUACAUGGUAUUCUAUAUACAACCCACUGUUGAUGAACUGUCCUUACAUGGUCACCCUUUCCUGAACAGAAGCAUGAAAAGUUGCAUCACGUCUUGAAAAGAGGGUUGUGGUUUAAUUUCUGUUUGUUUUCUUACGGUCUUCCGUCAUACUGAAGGGCAGUGAGGGGUGUGACAUCCCAGUUUAACCCCAGUGACCCUGUGACCUCAACACAUACUCAGAUAU